AUGCAAAGGAGUGUCAAUUACUGGAAGGAAGCAGUCAACUUACCUACUCCUUCUCCAAAUGAGGAAUUCUUGUUUGCUCAAACACUUGCUGAAUACCUGUUUAGUCCAUUUGUUAUAACUAAUGGCUACACAUAUCUGGUUGGAUUAGAUCAACAGCUCAACUUUUAUGCAAAUACAGCCUCUUCUCAGAGGCCACUAAUAUUUCCAUUUUUCUAUCUUGGAAAUGAUAAUGAAGUCAAUUACGUGGUCAUAAAGAACUACGUAUUGGCUCUUAGCACACAACCAGAUACUACAGAAUGGAGGGUCGACCUCAGAACUUUGCAAUUGCAUUCAUACAUUGACGGCAGCGAAUUUUUCUUUGGGAUAUGUCCUACCAACGCUGGGGUGUUCACAAUUACAACGCAGAGACUAACAGGAUGUUACGGCGUAUCUUGGAUAGCAUACGGUUUAACUUCUGUCUCCUUAACAACCACAAAUCUUGUCCAAAAUGUUGAUACAUCCAGAUCGGUAGAUUGGCGAACCCGAACAUCUACAGGUUUGCCUGCUAUUACUCUAUCUUCAUCACUGCUUCCAUUAGAAUCUACGCUACUGAAAGGUUCUUCUUCAUCGUCUUCAUAUUUUUCAGCAUUUUCUUCAGUUUCUUCCGACUAUUCUACUACAAUUUCAUUUUCAGAAACAUUUUCAGAUUCAUCCUCAAUUAGUUCUUCGUCUUCGUCGCAUUCUUCUGGAACUUCAGAUACCUCUUCAAUAACUAAUAUUGAUUUGAUGGUUCUAAAGAACGAGCCAAAGUUUCAACAAAACUCUGCAACCAGUAGAUACUUCAGCAGA
Scheffersomyces stipitis CBS 6054 is the source of this 828-nucleotide messenger RNA. Its product is annotated as putative serine-rich protein. The transcript has 3 exons. Lineage: Eukaryota; Fungi; Ascomycota; Pichiomycetes; Serinales; Debaryomycetaceae. The record is from RefSeq and is a predicted model, not a curated record. The annotation marks the transcript as partial.